AUGAAAAGAUGCUGCCUAAAUACACACAAUUUUAAUUCUAUCUAUCUAUCUAUCUAUCUAUCUAUCUAUCUAUCUAUCUAUCUAUCUAUCUAUCUAUCGCAAUCAGUAUCUAUCUAUCUGUCUGUCUGUCACAAUCAGUAUCUAUCUAUCUAUCUAUCUAUCUAUCUAUCUCUUUCUAACCUUAAAUUUUGCUUAAAUCCUACUUGUUUCAUCCAAUUUUUGCAUGCAUCUUUUCUGACUGUCUUUUUCCAUCCAUCUAUCUAUCUAUCUAUCUAUCUAUCUAUCUAUCUAUCUAUCUAUCUAUCUAUCUAUCUAUCUAUCUCAGCCUCUUCAUUAUCUCUCUAUCUAUAUUAUUCUCUUCGUUAUCUAUCUAUCUAUCUAUCUAUCUAUCUAUCUAUCUAUCUAUCUAUCUAUCUCAGACUCUUCAUUAUCUCUCUAUCUAUGAUAUAUUAUUCUCUUCGCUAUCUUUCUCUCGCUCGCUCACUCUAUCUAUCUAUCUAUCUAUCUAUCUAUCUAUCUAUCUAUCUAUCUAUCUAUCUAUCUAUCUCAGCCUCUUCAUUAUCUCUCUAUCUAUAUUAUUCUCUUCGUUAUUUAUCUAUCUAUCUAUCUAUCUAUAUCUAUCUAUCUAUCUAUCUAAAAAUAUCUAUCUCUUAUCUAUCUCAGACUCUUCAUUAUCUCUCUAUCUAUCUAUCCUCAAACUUAUUCUCUUCGCUAUCUUUCUCAAAUGAAAUUUCUUUUUCUCGCAAUGCUCUUUCUAUCUAUCUAUCUAUCUAUCUAUCUAUCUAUCUAUCUAUCUAUCUCAGCCUCUUCAUUAUCUCUCAUAUCUAUAUUAUUUCUUCGUUAUCUAUCUAUCUAUCUAUCUAUCUAUCUAUCUAUCUAUCUAUCUAUCUAUCUCAGCCUCUUCAUUAUCUCUCUAUCUAUAUUAUUCUCUUCGUUAUCUAUCUAUCUAUCUAUCUAUCUAUCUAA
This is a messenger RNA of Acanthosepion pharaonis, 966 nucleotides long. The record is from the annotation of a GenBank genome assembly. Lineage: Eukaryota; Metazoa; Mollusca; Cephalopoda; Sepiida; Sepiidae.